Messenger RNA from Coregonus sp. 'balchen', 3209 nucleotides. Lineage: Eukaryota; Metazoa; Chordata; Actinopteri; Salmoniformes; Salmonidae. The record is from the annotation of a GenBank genome assembly.
AUGUGGGGUUUGUCGUCUGCAGCUACAGCAGCAGCCAGUGACCUGGUGGAGGUGUGUGUGGAUGGGAAGCCACUCAUGGUGGAAUCAGGAACCACAGCGCUUCGGGGUAACAGGGGGGCUCUACUCACUGUAUUUGACUAUAGAAUAGAACAUCUUGUCCCAAAAUUUUUUUUUAGAUAGUAAUUGCUUCGGCAAUAAAAUCAGGCUUCGUAAAAAUGAGUUGAUAUUUUGUUUUAGGCGUGUGAAAAGGUGGGAGUGCAGAUUCCUCGCUUCUGUUACCGUGAGCGCCUGUCAGUUACAGGCAAGUGUCGGACGGAUGUGUCGCGAGGAGAUUGAGAAAGCUCCAAAGGUAUGUGCUUACGUGUUAUCUUAUCUUAUUAAAGGUUUCCAAAUGUCUGGCAUGUUCUGGUACCCUUGUCUAUGAUGGACACUCUCACGGUCUUACUCUGAUAUGACCACAUCUCUUCUCAGCCAGUGUCAGCAUGCGCCACGCCAGUCAUGGAGGGUCGGAACAUUUUAACUGACUCUGACAAGACAAGGAAAGCUAGGUAGGUAUAAUCACCUGCAAACACCUCAUCCCUUUGAUAGCCUGUUUCUCUAUAGUGAUGUUUGCAUUACCUCCUUAUUUGGCCAUCAUCACCAGUAUUACAGUGUUUUUCAUUACUUUUUCUUCUGAUAACCAGGGUGUGAUGGAGUUCCUGUUGGCCAAACACCCUUUAGGCUGCCCAACCUGUGACCGGGGGGAAAGAAUGUGACCUUCAGGUAAAAUCAUAACAUCAUUGUUUUUCUAAAGCUUCUAAGCCUCAUUUAGAGGUUAGUCAUGAUGAUGGUUCAGCCUGUGGGAGGGACUUGCAGUGAGGUUUUUGGCAUUGGACUUCUAAAAGGAACAUGUUUCCAUUGCGUGAAGACUGUACAGGACCAGUCCGUGAAGUUUGGCAGUGACCGGAGCCGCUUCUUAGAGAGCGAGAGAGCCGUGGAGGACAGGAACAUCGGUCCCCUCAUCAAGACCAUCAUGACCCGGCGUAUCCAGUGCACCCACAGUGUUUGGUGAGUCAGGCUAGUAAUCAUAGUAUGGUCCACCAUGGAAGCGUUCAUUAUAGAAGGCAACACCUUAUUACCAAGAAUUUCAAACGGGAACAGACAUCUAUGUCCUAAAUAAUGUUUUCCCCAUUUGUAGCUUUGCCAGUGAGCUUGCAGGUGUGGAGGAUCUGGGGACCACUGGCAGGGGGGAAAGACCUGCAGAUCGGCAUUCAUGUGGAGAAGAUUCAUUCAUGUCGGCGCUGUCUGGGAAUGUGAUUGACAAAUGCCCUGUGGGAGCAUUGACUUCCAAGCCGUAUGCCUUCACUUCCUGUCCCUGGGAGACCAGGCAUGUGCUUUACACUGUGGUGCAUACAGUAGAAGCUGGCUCCAAGUAGUAGUAUAUAGACCUCGGUGGUUAUCAACUAACCUUUCUCUCCUCACAGGAAGACAGAAUCUAUUGACGUGCUGAAUGCUGUGGGCAGCAACAUCGUGGUGAGCACCCGGGGCGUGGUGAGGUCAUGAGGAUUCUGCCCCAUCUCCACAAGGUCAUCAAUGAGGAGUGGAUCUCAGAUUUUAGACCGGGUAAGCUGAGGACCAGCUCAUAUCACGCCCAUACGGUCUUCACUGACCUUUAUCGGUCUGAAAUUCACACUGAACUCAUUCUCUCCCCAGAUGGUAGGCCUGCGGAUGACGGGUUGAAGCGGUAGCGCCUCAAUCGGCCCAAUGUGAAGGAUGUUUAAACAAAGAGAGAACAGCCCGCCGCUGCUAAAUGAAUAUAGGGGAAACACUGGCGGAGCCUGAGGGGAACAAUGGAACAUUCCUGAUUUGGGUUCCAUUUCCUAUAGAUCUGACCUGUGCUCAAACUAUCUACUGAAUUCCCGCAUUGCUGGCAUUGAAAAGGCUGAUUUGCUGCUCCUAGUUGGCAGCAACCCACACUAUGAGGCACCACUUUUCAACGCACGCAUCAGGAAGAGGUAUAGCUGGGAGGUCAGGGGCUGGGAUGGGAUGGGAUUUAAGUGCUGUCAAGAAUCACUGACAUCUCAAUUUGCAUGUAAAUAACUGUCAUAGCCGUGUGCUGCUUCCAGCUCCUGACUUACGCUCUCUCUUUAAGUGGAAACUAUCAAUCUGAAACGUGUUACCACCAUUAAGAUGACUGGUGGUAUUUUAUGGAUGCUUCAUGUACCCCUGGUAGUUGGCUUCACAACGAGCUGCAGGUGGACUUGACCUACACAUACAAUAAUCUGGGGGAGUCUGCUAAGGUCCUGCAGGAAGUAGUUGCUGGGACCCACCCCUUCUCUAAGGUAAUCAUGUAUUAUUUACACAUCUCUGAUGGUUGGUCACUAAGUGUAGUCAUAGAGAAUUCACUAUGUCAGCAAUGAUUACAAAUCUUGUUCCUAGGUUCUUAGCAAGGCAAAGCAUCCUGUAGUAGUGCUGGGCAGUGGUUCCUUGCAGCGAGAGGAUGGGGCCCGCCGAGACCUGCCAAAGGACAGCCUAAUCAUUUAUCAGGGUCAGCAACGCUCUUCCACAACAGAUACAUAAAACCAUUCUCUGGUGUGCAGCACAGAAUAAUAUCCAUGAUCUUUAAGUGAGUCUUGUGUCAGAUUGAAUGUAGUUUUAGUUUCAUAACUCUACACAGGGCACCAUGGAGAUGCUGGGGCGACGAUGGCUGACAUUCUCCCUGGAGUAGAACACACAGAGAAAUGUAGCACCUAUGAUGAGGGCCGCGCCCAGCAGACCAGGCUGGCUGUGACCGCUCCAGGCAUGGCCAGGCAGGACUGGAAGAUCAUACAGGCCAUAUGUGGUCCUCUGUAGCUCAUCUGGUAGAGCACGGCGCUUGGUAACGCCAAGGUAGUGGGUUCGAUCCCCGGGACCACCCAUACACAAAAAUCUAUGCACGCAUGACUGUAAGUCGCUUUGGAUAAAAGCGUCUGCUAAAUGGCAUAUUAUUAUUUAUUAUUAUAUCCGAGGUAAACUAAUGUUUCACCACACUAAUCAGUGAAUGUGUUCAGUAGUAAUUUCAUGAGUUAAUGUUGUUGUUGUUGGGGGGGGGUGGGGUUACCCUAAAGCUUGCUGGAGUGACACUGCCCUACGACACCAUGGAUGAGGUGCGUGACAGAUUGGCGGAGGUUUCACCCAACCUGCACUAUGAUGCCAUGGGGAGGCCUUUAAGCAGGCAAAUGAACUGGUCA